This is a messenger RNA of Pelmatolapia mariae (spotted tilapia), 1367 nucleotides long. It is a transcript of the gene rp9, whose product is annotated as RP9 pre-mRNA splicing factor. Lineage: Eukaryota; Metazoa; Chordata; Actinopteri; Cichliformes; Cichlidae. Bases 144 to 815 code for a protein of 223 amino acids. The record is from RefSeq and is a predicted model, not a curated record. Gene Ontology annotation, biological process: RNA splicing. The transcript is spliced from 6 exons.
GUGCAGAAGCGCUGGAGCGGUGUUUGCUAGUUAGCUGCAUGUUAGCACGAUUCAUCUUCACGGAAUUAAUAACGUAAAAGCUCCGCAUGCACUUUUAAUAACAACGGUAUUUUUUGUCGGGUGAUCAUUUUGUUCAAAGCAAGAUGUCGGACAGAAAGCGAGCAAGAGAAAAGGAGGACAGACGACACCACAAGAGGGACAAGAUACCAAAAGAUGAUUUGGAGAAACUGAAGAAGCACACGAAAAAAGUCAGCCAAGAAGUCCAGAAACUGAAACACAUCGAGACAUUCUAUGAGAAACCUCCACCGGGAUUUAUUAAGGAGCAUGAAGAAAAACCAGAGGACUGUAUCCCUGCAGAACCAGGAAAUGAAGAAGCCAGAAGCUUCCUGGCCCACGCUCCCACCAAAGGGCUGUGGAUGCCUCUAGGGAGGGAGGUGAAGGUGAUGCAGUGCUGGAGGUGCAAGCGCUAUGGCCACAGGACAGGUGAUCGGGAGUGUCCUUUCUUCAUCACAGGCAACCAGAAACUGGAGCACUUCAGAGUGGCACAUGAAGACCCAAUGUAUGACUUGAUUCGGGAAAACAAAAGGAAUGAGAAGGAAACCAGGAUCCAGCAGCUGCAGCAACUGCUCCAGGACACCACUUCCUCUUCCUCCUCCGACUCAGACAGCUCCUCCUCUUCUUCAUCCUCCUCCUCUGAUCACCAUCGCAGAAAGAAGAGGAAAAAGAAGAAGGACAAAAAGAAGAAAGACAAAAAAAAGAGCAAGAGGAAGCAAAAGCACAAGUCCAAAACUAAUGACUCCUCCGAUUCAGACUGAGGGCAUGCUGAUACGCGAACUUGAGUAUUACGUGUUUUGCACAUAAAAAAGGAAAGAGACUGAAAUGCAGCACAGCGAGACCUGCACCCUGAAGACGCCCCCAUAAGCUUUUUUCCCCUCAGGUUAAAAGCUGUUUAUGCACCAAGCAUGAUGACUUCUCCCUCACAUUUUUUCCCCCCAGGGCGGCAACUCGCCUUUACAUCCUCUCUGUCGGCUCACACAGCACAGAGUCCGAUGGAACAGCAGCUUAAGUAUGUAUGUGUGCCUUGGUACAUAUGUUUGUCAAAAAGGAUUUGCUGCAUGGGCGGUGACUCUUCAGCAAGUAUGGAAUGAGCCUUCUGGUUUAAGAGAAUGUUCUUACAUCGAUUCUGGUAAGGUCAUAUUCAGAGAUUGUAUUUUUCUCUGGCAUUGCAUUCUUAUUAAAAACUUUGAUUGUAGAGUGCAUUAAAUGAAAAUGGGUGGAAAAAAUGUAAACGUUGGGGUGCUGUUAGAAUGUUCCACAUGAGCCAAAAUGUUUGAAUGCUUGUGACUGUACAUAAACAUUUGGAAAGA